Plectropomus leopardus (leopard coralgrouper) is the source of this 779-nucleotide messenger RNA. The record is from RefSeq and is a predicted model, not a curated record. NCBI's taxonomy places the organism in Eukaryota, Metazoa, Chordata, Actinopteri, Perciformes, Serranidae.
GCCGCUCUUCACUCAUGGCUAUGAGUACAAGGACGUCGAUUUGAAAGGCUUCUCUGGCACCUUCGAGAUCCUCAUGCGGGAUCACGAAACAUCAGAAGUCCAGAGUUCAACUGUCAAGACUUGCCCGUUCUCAAACACUGAAUUCAUUUUGUGUUCGACUGACGGGAGGAUGACUGUGGUGGCUGACUUGUCUCUGGCCAUCCCAAGUGGAGGAAAUCCUGCCAGAACAAACCUUGUUGACAAAUACUGUGGACCCAAAGAGACCGAUAACACCAGGGCACUCUUCUCUUUUCCACUCAACAGCUGUGGAACCACAGUCAAGCUUGGCAGGGAAAAUGUGACAUAUCAAAAUGAGAUUUUCUACAGCAAGAAGUACCUCAAUAUGAACAAGCUAGUUUCUGAUGAUGCCAGUGAGAGGGUGAUAAUCCAGUGCACAUAUCCUCUGGCUGGCCUCCAUCGCCUCUUCUCAGUUUACCGGUUUGAGUCUGACUCUGAUGGUUUUGGCAGCAUCAUCCACACUUCACAGCCCACAUCAGGCUUUGAUAUUUCCAUCAUCAAGCCCACUGCAGCACUGACAACUACACCUGCAAGACGGCCUGUCUCAUUCCUGCCUGCCGUACACCCCCCUGCUCGCUACAUCAAAGUUUCUCGGUUUAGAAAUCUUCCCAGGAGAAUAGGAGCAAAAGGACCCUCGCAAACUAAAGUAAAUCCUGGCCAGAUUUGAAAAAUGCAAUCUUUUUUUAAAUGGAAAAUUGAGUUUAAUAAAGAUGUUUUCUUAG